AAAAAAUACCAAACGCUCCUUCCUUUAUGGUAUGUCAAAUCGCACCCCGUAGGUUCGUGAAAAUUACAAAAGAACCAUCUUCCCCAGUCCCUGGUUCGCUAGGCCACCUACGCUUCCGAAUCCCUAAUCUCUUCCCUCAAAGAGAACCUAAAAAACCUCCCAAAACCCAUACAAACCACAAUAAAGAAUAAUAAAGAUGGAAGACCAACAUGAACACGAAGACCAAGAGUACGACGUAUAUGGCGGAGAGAUCCCCGACCAGAUGGACGCCGACGAUCAGAAUCCCGAGCAUGAACAAGGCCUCGACGACCCCAACUCUAACUCCAAGGAUUUGGAGGACAUGAAGAAGAGGCUGAAGGAGAUUGAAGAAGAAGCUGGUGCUCUUCGUGAAAUGCAGGCUAAAGUGGAGAAGGAGAUGGGAGCUGUCCAAGAUCCCUCAAGUACUUCUGCAACUCAAGCUGAAAAGGAGGAAGUGGAUGCCCGCUCGAUCUAUGUUGGUAAUGUAGACUAUGUUUGUACCCCUGAGGAAGUACAGCAACAUUUUCAGUCCUGUGGAACUGUCAACAGGGUGACAAUUUUGACAGAUAAGUUUGGUCAGCCUAAAGGAUUUGCUUAUGUUGAGUUCGUUGAAGUUGAUGCUGUCCAAAAUGCUAUUCUGUUAAAUGAAACAGAGCUGCAUGGUCGUCAGAUAAAGGUUUCUGCAAAGCGAACCAACAUUCCUGGUAUGAAACAGUAUCGUGGAAGGCGACCCAACCCAUAUCUUGGUUUCCGAGGUCGGAGGCCCUACAUGCCUGGUGCUCCUUUUCCACCAUACGGUUAUGGAAGGGUUCCCAGAUUCAGACGGCCAAUGAGGUACAGGCCAUACUAAUGAUGGAUCUCAUGUCAGUACUGGUCACUAUGGUAAGGGCAUCAUUUUUUUGGUGGUUUAUGAUAAUUGUCAUAUGAUUAUUACUCCUGAAACCCGGAGGGAGGAGAACACUUGUAUCAUAUGCCUGUGGCAUCUGCCAAUUGGCUUCCUCUCAAAUGGUUCUUCCUGAAGCAAUGAUGGAAUCACGCUUUCUGCUUUUAAAAGAGGUAAGAAGAGGCAGAAAUGCAAAUGUUUUAGUGACUUUUUUUUUUUUAAAUGUACUCUGCGAAUUACUGGUCUCAGACUGAUUCAUUUCUAAGUUUAACCUGAGGAUCAAGUGAUGUUUUUUCAAAUUGGCUGGCUACUUUAGUGAUUACAGUUUGGCUGAA
Molecule: messenger RNA, 1236 nt
Organism: Mangifera indica (mango)
Lineage: Eukaryota; Viridiplantae; Streptophyta; Magnoliopsida; Sapindales; Anacardiaceae
Product: polyadenylate-binding protein 1-like
Exons: 6
Coding region: 197-868 (223 amino acids)
Molecular function (GO): RNA binding
Source: RefSeq, a predicted model, not a curated record